UCAAGCACAAAGUAGACGUAUGGAUGAACAACGCUGUUCAAUUAACCCUUUAUCACCUGGACGUAUGGGGAACACCCAGUCAGAUCAAGAUGUCGAGAAGUUUUUUAAACUCAUUGCUAGCACUCAAAGCCGGCGGUUCGAUGACCAGCGGGCGACGCUAAACCAGCUGCCAGAGAUCACAUCGCCUCGUGGGAUAACUGCUGCGGAUUCAGAUCACCUCUUCAGCAUGGUCUCCAGAAUUCAGGGCUCUCGGAUAGAUGAUCAGCGAUGCUAUGCUCCCAAUAUCCAGCUGGGGUCUCCUGCCCCCCCUAAGAAGUCUCAAUCUCAACCCGUAUCCCUGUCUGGAUCAGGCUCACCCCCUAAAUCAGCCCAGAGAUCGGAAACAUUCAGCCCUGCCUCCGAGGUACAAAAUUGCACUGACCAGGACCAGCUUUUUUCCCUGGUGCAUCAUGCACAGCAACGGCGAAUGGAUGACCAGCGGUGCUCAUUUGAACCCUUUAAAAAGCCGUCCUCCUCUCCAAACACUAGUCAGAAAGUGGAAGAUCCUGAGCACUUUUUCAAACUGGUGGCCAACUGUCAGAGCAGACGACUGGAUGACCAGCGCGUGACACUCAGUGCAUUGCCAGGCAUCCAGAACUGCAGCCCUGGAACCAAGAGAGAGAACAAUAAAUCAUUAGCCCCUAAAAUCACCCUGACCCCUGCAUCACCUGCUGCGCCAAAAAAAGUUUGUUCCAGAUCUUCCUCUCCCACUCUGAGCGUCAGUGAACCAGACACACCUGUCGGGCCUCCCCCCAGAUCGGCCUCAUAUCCCCCCGAGAGAUUACUGCAUGAUGAUCUGUCUGCGCAGAUAUCAUUUCAGAUUUCCAUGUGCUUCCCUCCACAUCAGACGCAUGGACCAAAUAACCAGCCAUGUCCAUACCCUGAAAUCUUCCUCACAGUCGGACAACAGGGAGAGGCUAUAGUUAUUCCUCUCAGUCCUACACCUGGCAGACCGCUUUCUCUCAAUGUGAACCCACCCGGACAGCAUUGCUCCAGGUCUGCGUCUCCUCACAGGUCUCCUGCCAGGCAGGGACACUCGAGAUCCUCUUCUCCUCACCCAGGAAACACGGCUAGUCCAAUGGGCCCCUAUGAGGACUACAUCUCUCUGAACCAAAGAGUCUACAGCACUCAGAAUAAUGUACGGGACAGAGCAGAGCUGAACAAGGAGGCUAAGAAAGGAAAAGGGAAGAGUGGUGGAAAGAAAGAGAAGAAAGAGGGAAGUAAAGAAAAGAGAAGAUAGGACGCUACAUGUGUUUAUUUAUUCUGGUUUCACAUCACCUGGAUGAAUGUCAGUUUUACAAAUAAGCUAAACUUGUUGGUUUUUAGAAAAUGGUUUUUAAUAAGCAAGUUAAAAUAAGCUAUGCUCACACUGGAAAUGAACACACCGUUUAGAAAUGUAUUCUGUAUGGUUUUAUUUCAUGGCUCAGGGUUUGUGUAAACUGACUGAAAUGUAUUUUAUUUGUGUGUCUGUAUUAAGUGAAGGUGUAAAUGUAGUUUUUUUAAUCUGCUGUGAUGGAUGAUCAAAUAGGUUUGUGCUGUUUCUGUUGUGUUUGAUAAUCUCUUGUGAAUUUAAUAAAA
This is a messenger RNA of Carassius auratus (goldfish), 1617 nucleotides long. RefSeq names its product serine/arginine repetitive matrix protein 2-like. Gene Ontology annotation, molecular function: guanyl-nucleotide exchange factor activity; protein binding. The transcript is spliced from 7 exons. The record is from RefSeq and is a predicted model, not a curated record. Bases 20 to 1279 code for a protein of 419 amino acids. Lineage: Eukaryota; Metazoa; Chordata; Actinopteri; Cypriniformes; Cyprinidae.